Messenger RNA from Moneuplotes crassus, 1195 nucleotides. NCBI's taxonomy places the organism in Eukaryota, Ciliophora, Spirotrichea, Euplotida, Euplotidae. The record is from the annotation of a GenBank genome assembly.
UCAAUAUUAAUUAUUAAGGAAAUCAAACUUCAAACUUUUAGGAAUGGCAAGAAAGCGGACAAUGGGGAAAGAAAGAGACAGAAGAACUGUUGGAGUGAAGUCAAAUGUUGAAACUGAAGUGAGUCCUCAAAAUCUUGGAAAAGUUGGAGAUAUUUGACAAAAAGGUAAUGAAAGUACUUCAAACAGUCAGAUAAAUGAGGAGACAGAGAUCAAUAGAGCAAAUGAUUAUAAGAGGAACUCUCAGAAAGAUCUGAACAGAAAGCAACGUCGAUUAAUGCAAAACAGACGAAGCGCUUCCCGAUUGAGAAUUAAGAACAAAGAGACAUUCAAUAGCUUACUUCAAGACAAGCUUGAAUUAGAGGAGGAGAAUACUAGUCUAAAGGAAAAGGUCUAUGAAUCCCAACAAGUUCUUAUGGAUGCACUUCAGGAGACCAUUCAGAUUAGGAAAAAGAUUGAUGAAGUUCAGAAGAAACAGAAUAAAAUGCUGAUUGAGUACUUUAAUGAGUACCACCAAAAUGGAAUCUUUGGCUCAGAGUUCUUCCAACAACUUGAUAAAAAUUCUUUGAAUUUAAACAACAUUGAAGAAAGGACUAGUACCCCAAUCCAAGCUCACCAACCAGGGUAUGAUCAAUCUGGACUUGGAUCAAACUCUGAAUUAAAGAAUAUGAUUACUUCAGAGAGCUCAAGGAAUCCUUGGGUUCCUUUCUCAGGUUCUUCUCUUAUGAAAAAUCAAGAGUCUAAUUAUAGAAUUAUGCAAAACAGUAUAGAUAAAUUGCAUAGCAAUCAGAUCCAACCUCUUCAAAAUCUGAAUUAUCUUUCAACAGCUCUGAAUGCAUUGGUCAAGGAGAACCCCAAGAAAGAAAAAGCUUCUUUCGUGGGGCCUAAAAACUAAGCUAUUUCCAUAUAAAAGUCAGAUUUUGAAAGGCAGAUGAGAUUUUGACCCAAAUGCUCUAUUAUCUUCAGGAGUCUCAUAUAGACUUGGAGCUCUCUAUGAUCCUACUACCUCAGCCAUUGACACUAGUAAUCUAUAGCUCUCUACUCUUUGAACCUCUGAGCUUCUAUGCACUCUCAGUCUUAGAUGUACGACCUGAGGUAGUCUUCCAACCUCCACUUGCAAAAUCUGACUUAUCCUUCAGAGUCAUAGAAGGAUUAUGCUAAUAAUGCUCAUUUAUAUUUUAUCAAUAUCUGAAUUAUC